Venustampulla echinocandica is the source of this 2034-nucleotide messenger RNA. RefSeq names its product SET-containing protein. Lineage: Eukaryota; Fungi; Ascomycota; Leotiomycetes; Helotiales; Pleuroascaceae. The record is from RefSeq and is a predicted model, not a curated record. The coding region runs from base 1 to 2034 and encodes 677 amino acids. The transcript has a single exon. Gene Ontology annotation, molecular function: protein binding.
AUGUCUUCGACCAAUCAACCCAACACCAUUUUCUUGACUCCAGAGGAGGACGAGCGUAUGCGAAAAACGCUCAAGAUCAGAUUGCAAAAGUGUCAAUUGCUUGCGGGUCAGCCGCGAGUGACUAGCAAUCCGAAAUCAGGUCUGAAUCAAGUGGCAGCGGCGUCUCUGCUGUCAGACAUUGCUGCCGCACCCGACCGUGGGCUGAAAUCACAGAAAGCUCGGCCAGACACCGUGGUAGCUUUUGCCGUCGGUCGCCCGUACCCGCCCUGUACUCUCUUGCUCCAGGACCUUCAGCUCAUGAGAAUGUCUGAUCUUCGCAUAGAAACGCAUCAUCGUGGCCGCGUGCUCACUCUCCGGCGCGUGGCUCCCGUGGUCAAGCUUGUGGCGCUCUCUUGGACCGUCGUACAGGAAGAAUCCUCUGGUGAGACGGAGCGGCUAGAGGUAUCGUUGCAUAAGUCAAGGCACGGUCAAGAACUCUUAGAGUCGGGGUCUAUAUUUGAGGUUAAGGAACCUUAUUUCACCCUUAGCGACCAAGGUGAUCCCACCCUUCGAAUCGACCAUCCGUCAGACCUCGUUGUUUGCAAGGAUGUAUUUCGCACCGACAGUCCACGUUCUCCCACCGAGGAACUUGGCGAUUUGGAAGGAGCAGUUUCUGCCACAGCUCAUACGUCUCCUGCAGGGAAUACAGCUAGAGAGUGGAAGGAGGAAGGCAAUGCUGCACUUAAACAACAAAAUCUACUGCUGGCCCAUGAGAACUAUACCCAAGGGCUGCAGUUGGUCACAAGGGACGGCGCGGCGAAAGAAGACUUGGUCUGUGAUCUCUUCCGGAACCGUGCCUAUGUUAACCUCAUCCUGAAUCGCCUGGAUGAGGCAAGGGCGGAUGCACUGGCAUCUCUCACUGGCCUAGAAGACCAGAAGAACAAAGAACUUGACAGUAAGGCCUACUUCCGUGCCGGAUGUGCAGCAUACGACCUCGGCGAAUUCCAGGAAGCCAAGCGUUUUUUUGAAGAGCAGCAGAGGCUUACACCUGAUCGCAAAGAUGCAGCAGCUCGUCUACGGCAGACUGAAUUACGCAUUCAGGAGCAAGACACAGGCGUGUACGACUUUAAGAAAAUUAAGGCUGGCCUGUCAGUAGGUCGUCCACGAGUCGACGCCGCAAGCUUCACCCGUAAUGUCAGGGUCGGCGAGAGCCCUGGACGCGGCCGUGGCCUGUUUGCGAACCGCGAUAUAGACUCCGGCGAGAUCAUCAUAUGCGAGAAGACUUUCUGUGUAGUAUGGGGCCACGAAGAGGAAGCAUUGACAGCGAUGACCUAUGAUAGUCGCGACGACAGAAUAAGAGUUUCCCCUGCCGGCUUGUGUAAGGCGAUUGUGCAGAAGCUUCUAGACAAUCCCUCACAGGUUGGCAAAGUCAUGGACCUCUAUGGCGACUAUCAGGGUAUUGACAAGCAGCUCAUUAAGGAAGCCUCCGGCCUGGUGAUCGAUGCCUUCCAAGUCCAUGACAUCGUUUCGCGGAACGCUUUUGGACCAGGUUCUGUGUACUCCGGCCACCAUUAUGGAGAAGGAGAAUUUAACAACGCGAGCGCAGGCCUCUGGAUCCUGGCUUCAUAUAUCAAUCAUUCGUGUAUCUCAAAUUCGGAGAAGGAGUCCAUGGGCGACCUCAUGGUGCUGCGUGCCACUCGGCCGAUUAGCGCUAACGAGGAGAUUACGCACAGCUAUGAUGCAUCUAGCGACUACGAUGCAAGGACUGUAGCAUUGAUGAAUACAUGGGGCUUCACAUGCACUUGCACGCUGUGCAUUGCGGAGAAGGCAGAUGGCCCAGCUUUGCGGAAGAAGCGCCAAGAACUGGAAAAUGAGGCCAAUGCUUUGGUAGGGAGGGAUAUAGCGGUUAGGGCAAAGAGACUUUCAAUUAUAAAAGCCCGGCGCCUUGCUCGGUCCAUCAAUGAUACCUAUGAUGACGAGAGAUACAAAGACCUGCCUCGCAUGGCGCUUCUAAGAAUCCAGAAGUGGCUCGCCGAAGCUGCUACCACUCGAUAG